Molecule: messenger RNA, 882 nt
Organism: Symbiodinium pilosum
Lineage: Eukaryota; Dinophyceae; Suessiales; Symbiodiniaceae
Source: the annotation of a GenBank genome assembly
AUGUGCCAAAGGCUGGAGGACUGGAGGCUAAUGGGCUACCGCUGCAGCCAGUUCCUGACAAUGAUCAUGGACUUAGCUCCGCACAGGCAUGAAUUCUACAGAGAUGCUGCUGUUGUUGCACGCGUGGCGGUGCGCGCUGCGCCUUUGUUUUUGGAGCACUGGAUCCGUCUUGGUAUUGUGCUCGCACACCCAUCCUUAAAGAUGCCCAGAGAGGCCAUGGCGCUGGUCAGACAGGCGAUGAUCCUGAACAACACGCACAACUGCCUACUAGGCCUGAAGCGCAUGCUGUCGCAGACCUUGGGCGAAGCAGGCGAUCACAUGCCUGCAAGCGGAGACCUGCUGGAACGCGCGCUCGGUGGGGCCAAUGCUACGAGGCAGGCAACAGCAAACAGCAGAGAGGCAGCGCUCUGGGGCCACAAGAUGCGCCAUGCGCAGAAGCGCUGCAAAUCCCCAGAGGCAGCAGCAAGCGAGGAAGGCUUCAAGUCCUGGCUCCGCUACGGAGCCCUGUUGCGCAGCAGAGGCUGGCUCAUGGCCGCGCUGGGUGUGUGCAUGCACUUGGAGGAGCUUUACUUGACUGACGGACGGCCAGAAGCGCUGCGCGCGCCGGGCGAGGCUGUACUUCAUGCGAGCGCCUGCCGAGGCCCCUUGGAGAGUCUGCUGUUUCACUCCCAUGCUGGUUUCUGGGGUGCCAAUUGGCAGGGGUCAGACUUUGAGCGCCGGGCGCCAUCGGCGCAGAAGCUGCUCUCUGAGGAGUGGCUGCAAGCGCAGGAGGCCACCACCUAUGACAACGGUCAAGACUUCAUCGCUGCGCACAUGCAGAGCUUGGCCCUUCGCUACUCCUCCGCGUACCGAGCGAUGAUCGUUUCAGGAACUGCAGCGGAA